AUGAAUUUUUAUCAACAUGCUGGCCGUAUUCUCGAUAAACUUGCAAGACAUGAAGGCACCAUAAAGGGUCUUGUUAUUGGAGACCCAAAAGUUUGGGAUAAAAAAAAGAUGUAUGCUCUUGUUUGCGAGACCUUGAAGUACAAACAGGUCUUGAACGAGAUCAUUGACGCUUCCAAGAUCUGCGAGAUCGAGAAGAAGGUAAAUUCAGAAUGUUCGAGAACACUAGCCCUAGUUCUAAUUCAUGAUUUAUUAUUUACAAAGCGUGGUAUUACAGUUAGAAAUGAUGUGCCACUCAAGCAAUGUGUUAUGCGUCAUCAAGCUAGACUGAAGGCUGAAUUAACCAAGAUCAAAAUCAAGCGAGGUGCUUCCAUGAAUGACGAUUUAGUCAGUCAGAAAGUAAAGAAUGCAGUUCUUAUUCCUCGUUAUGCCCGUGUAAAUGAGCACAAAAUCACAGUUGAGAAGGCAAUCAAAGGUUUCCAGAAUGAAGGAUAUACGCUUGUUGACUAUCCCGAUGAUCUUCGUGAUCUCAAGCAAAAGGAGUUUUGUGUAGACCGACAUUUAUAUGAUAUGCUUGUUUUUCAUCAAAAGACAGAUUUUCAUGCACACUCCAUGUAUACCUCAGGCAACAUUAUUUUACAAGACAAAGCAUCAUGUUUCCCUGCUCAUGUAUGCCAGGCACCAAAGGGAGCUCAUGCUAUUGAUGCUUGUGCUGCUCCUGGAAACAAGACUUCACAUCUUUCUGCUCUAAUGAAAGACACAGGCAAAAUUUGGGCAUUUGAUCUGGAUUCUCGACGAUUAGAUUUGUUAAAAAGACUGACAAACAAGGCUGGAUGCAAAAAUAUCAUUCCUGUACACGGCUCUUUUCUUGAAACAGAUCCAAACGACGCUCAUUUUUCUCAGGUUGAAUAUUUAUUAUUAGACCCUUCAUGUUCUGGUUCUGGUAUUAUCAGUAGACUUGAUCAUCUUGUAGACGAUGAAGACGAAAAUGCUAACGGACAGACACAAGAAGAAAGAUUAAAGAACUUGUCCGAAUUUCAAAUAUCUAUCAUAGAACACGCCAUGAAAUUUCCUAGAGCAAAGCGUAUUGUCUAUUCUACUUGUUCUAUUCAUGCUGAAGAAAACGAACAUGUUGUAAAGACCAUUCUUGAACAACAUCCUGAGUUUGAGCUUGCUCCUCGUGACAGCAUCUUGUCUACAUGGCAUAGAAGAGGUAUUCCUGCAGAAAUAGACGGAAACAAAGACCUUGCGGAUCGUCUUGUACGCACAAUACCUGCUGAAGACCUUACGAAUGGUUUUUUUGUCUCUUGCUUUGUUAGAAAAUUAGAUCAUGUAGAACAAGAAGAAAACACCAAGAAAAGACUUUUAGAUGAAAAAGAUACUCCAGUAAAAAACGAGCCCUCAAAGAAAAAGAAGAGGAAUAACAAGAAGAAGACUGCCUUGACUGCUUAA
Molecule: messenger RNA, 1449 nt
Organism: Gilbertella persicaria
Lineage: Eukaryota; Fungi; Mucoromycota; Mucoromycetes; Mucorales; Choanephoraceae
Product: williams-Beuren syndrome critical region protein 20 copy A
Exons: 11
Coding region: 1-1449 (482 amino acids)
Biological process (GO): rRNA base methylation
Cellular component (GO): nucleolus
Molecular function (GO): methyltransferase activity
Source: RefSeq, a predicted model, not a curated record